Molecule: messenger RNA, 1902 nt
Organism: Cucumis melo (muskmelon)
Lineage: Eukaryota; Viridiplantae; Streptophyta; Magnoliopsida; Cucurbitales; Cucurbitaceae
Product: threonine synthase, chloroplastic-like
Exons: 1
Coding region: 146-1729 (527 amino acids)
Biological process (GO): L-cysteine biosynthetic process
Cellular component (GO): cytoplasm
Molecular function (GO): threonine synthase activity; pyridoxal phosphate binding
Source: RefSeq, a predicted model, not a curated record
CGAUGGAAUUUGAAGCUAAGGAUGAGUUGAUUUGUGAGUAAGGAUCGAGGCGUAUAAAAUGGGCCCUUCCUUUCUUUUCAAUUGACACCACAAAUUUUCAUCUCUUCCGGUCGCCGCCGUCCACUCUUCUCUCAAACCAAACGUCAUGGCAUCUUCUCUCUUCCCUUUCAACACCUCUCUCUCUCCCAAACCCGAUUCUCUCUUACGCCGUCCCACUCGCAGGAAUUCUUCCUCUCCUUUCACCCUCGUCUGUUCCUCCGCCACUUCCGACUCUGCCCCCUCCCCUGUUAUCGACUCAUCUCUGCCCCUCGGAGUUCACACCCAUCAGUUCCAAGACGAUUCCCAUCGCCAUCGUUCUGUAGCCGUUGAUGUCGGCCAUAAUUUCUCGGCGAAGUAUGUGCCCUUUGGUUCUGGCUAUGAUUCCUCCGAAUGGUACUCGCUCGACGAUAUCGUUUAUAGGAGUCGGUCCGGCGGGCUGCUCGAUGUUCAGCACAACAUGGAUGCGUUGAAGAAGUUCGACGGAGCGUAUUGGCGAAAUCUGUUCGAUUCGCGCGUGGGGAAGACGACCUGGCCGUACGGCUCCGGCGUGUGGAGCAAGAAAGAGUGGGUAUUGCCGGAGAUUGACUCCAGCGACAUCGUCAGCGCCUUCGAAGGUAAUACGAAUCUUUUCUGGGCCGAGCGUUUUGGGAAACAGUUUCUAGGUAUGAAUGAUCUGUGGGUAAAACAUUGCGGGAUUAGCCACACCGGCAGUUUCAAAGACCUUGGCAUGACUGUUUUGGUCAGCCAAGUCAAUCGCCUCCGGAAAAUGAACCGCCCAGUCGUCGGCGUCGGUUGCGCCUCAACUGGAGACACCUCUGCCGCUCUCUCUGCCUAUUGUGCCGCCGCAGGAAUUCCAUCUAUUGUCUUCCUUCCCGCCGAUAAAAUUUCCAUGGCGCAAUUAGUUCAACCGAUUGCAAACGGCGCUUUCGUAUUAAGCAUGGAUACCGAUUUCGACGGCUGUAUGAAACUAAUCCGUGAAGUGACGGCGGAGCUUCCGAUUUACCUGGCGAAUUCUCUCAACAGUUUGAGAUUGGAAGGGCAAAAGACGGCCGCCAUUGAAAUCCUUCAACAGUUCGAUUGGGAAGUACCGGAUUGGGUAAUCAUACCGGGAGGAAACCUAGGGAAUAUAUAUGCAUUUUACAAAGGGUUUGAAAUGUGCAAAGAAUUGGGCCUCGUCGACAAGAUUCCCCGCUUGGUUUGUGCUCAAGCGGCAAAUGCAAAUCCGCUUUACUUGUAUUACAAAUCUGGCUGGGAAGAGUUCUCGCCAUUGAAGGCAACCACGACUUUUGCUUCUGCAAUACAGAUUGGGGAUCCGGUUUCCAUAGAUAGAGCUGUGUUCGCUCUGCAAAACUCCAACGGAAUUGUGGAAGAAGCAACGGAGGAGGAACUAAUGGACGCCACAGCUCAGGCUGAUUCGACGGGGAUGUUCAUUUGUCCUCACACAGGAGUGGCAUUAACAGCUCUGAUUAAGCUCAGAAACCGCGGCAUCAUCGGAGGCAGUGACCGGACGGUGGUGGUAAGCACUGCACAUGGUCUGAAAUUUACUCAAUCCAAGAUCGAUUACCACUCGAGAGCAAUCUCGGGCAUGGAAUGCCGAUUUGCAAACCCGCCGGUGGAAGUGAAAGCGGAAUUUGGGGCUGUUAUGGAUGUUCUUAAGGAGCAUUUGUCGAGGAAGAGUCCUAAAUUUUGAGUUAUAGAGAAACGCCAUUGAUUAAUCUUCAGGUCCAGGUAUCGAAGACUCUGUUUCUGAGGUUGUAGUUGGUUUUGUUUAAUAUUUGUGAUGAAAAAAAAUACAGAUUACCCCCUCGGCUUUUGCUGUUUCUCCUAAGUUUUGUGUAUACUAUUUAUUUCUUUCUUUCUUUC